CAAUCCAAUCCAAGCAGUUCAAAUGUGAUGGCAGACGCCAGUUACGCUGUUGGUGAAAGUUCUGAUACUGCGGUUUUGUCCAAGGUUUUUUCCGAAGUUUAUCACCUUCGAGCGCGUGAAAGCCGAGAAUUAUCGAGCUCAGGAUUUGUCGUUGUGAACUCCACGUCGAAUUUCUGGAUGGACGUUUUUAUUCGUUACUUUUUGUGCAACGAAAGCCCCGACCACCAUGACGAUCUUGUGUUCUUCGUCAAGAAAGCCACUCGCAAGUCUACUGCACGAUAUUUCCCGAGAGUUGAGGUGUUCUCCUGUUCUAGGUGCGAAGAUGUUACGGCGGAGCAAGAUACGAGCGUGCAAGUGUUCCGACGUGCCUCCAAGAAGCUUCCCAUUGCGGACCUGGAGAUGCACUGGGAGGAAACGGUCUACCUGAACCUGAUCAUGCAACAGCUGGAGUACACUUUGACUGGAGCGGUCUGCACGAGAACAAGCAGUCAGCAUCUCCAGGUUCUUCGCAGGAAGUCUCAGAGGGUGUACGCCUCUCCCAGUCGCCAUAGCAUGGAGGACAAAGGGGAGCUGGAGGAGAUGGCCUACCCCGACAUCUUCUUCGCCGUCGACAACUACGAAGAAGCCUUUCAGGGUCUGACCCUACGGCCGGGCGAGAUGCUGUGCGUGGAGCUGGCGGCCAGGGACCGCGAGUGUGGCCGGCUCCAGGGGCUACUCUUCCUAGGCUGCGUGCGCCAGGAGGCCCUCGGAAACGCACACCGGGCGAGGGGACCCCCCGGCCCCAACGGCUGCCACUACGUGGGGCUCCGGGGACCCAGGGGCAAGGGCCACGCCCAGGUGGCUCUCAGGAGGGGGCCCGCACCCGCGCAGGAGUGGCCCUUUCCGCCGUGGCGCAGGAGUUCGGAGCCCUCGACCGCGCUGCUGGCGCCGUGCUCGGGGACACUCCAGCGGUGCCGCUCGGAGCGACAGGGCAUCGACGUCUUCUCCGGGGACGAGCUGGAGGCGGACGACCCUCGGGACGCGCUGAGAGACGAGCCUACGAUAGCACCCAAGGGAGAGGGCCUGCUGGACGCCCUGCUCACCUUCGUGGCGCUCCCCUGGCACCACAUCGUCGCCGAUAUGCUGGACGUACGGCGCGAACCACUGCUCGCCUUUUAAGACUCACGGAGGGCGCCGCUACACCACCACCACGGUCUCGUUUCCACGGCAGCUGAAGAAGCAGCAGGGAUCCACCGCUCCGGAGGCUCGUCGGCGACUCGAGCGAGUCUCGGUUCCUCCCGCAUCUUUCCAAGCAGAGUUUUGCCGCUGGCGGCAGCUGCUAGGAUAUCGUGGGACCACCGUCGACGGGUUGACCCUGGACUGGAUGUAGGCCACGAAGUUCUCCAUGGACCACAUACAGUUCGCUUUGCUCAGAGUGUUGCUGUGUUUCUCUAAUGUGCUGGUGAUGCCCUCGUUUAUGCGCGCGCAAUGCAUAGCUGUGAAAGUGUCUGGCACCAUCCUUUGAAGACUAUUCGUAGGUUUAAGCACCGUUUACAAUCGGUGACGGCCUGGGGCACAAGUUUUUUGCCUUUUAUGAUGCUUCGUUGCACGUGCAGCGGAAGAUUGACGGAAGGCACUGAGCAUGCGCAGGAGGCAGAGCUUUGACUGGAGGCUUGACCCGUCGCAGACUCUUGUCUCGAACAGGUGGUGGCAUUGCCGAGAUCCUUGAGGCUCUACGACACUCGAGCACGAUUAACCAUUCGACGGUCGUCGCCGUACACGUGCGAGCUUAAAUGCGAAACUGCGUGCACUGCGGGAGAUGUCGCCCUUUGUCGUGUCUUUGGCAAACUAUAAAGGUCACAUUCGCACAUUGUUUUGCAUUGCCGGGCUAUCUAUAGUUUUCAGAUUGGACACGUCGCGCACGUGAGGCUCUUUUCGCAUAUCGGCCGCUUUGGCGGUAUGCGAUGGGAGCGCCGUCUCUUUCGGUUCAGACUUCCGACGCUUUUUGGAAUUAAAUUCGGAGGAUGAGAGCUCGUCAUCCGACGGAGAAGUUCUGUAACAUAUACCUCCGGUUAGGAAUCUGAAGCUGCCGGACUGUUGCGGGAGCGAAUGCAUCACAAUGAAAUUGAACGGAAGAAAGGUGAGCACUUUUUGCCUUCAAUAUUUUUUAACUUGAUUCUUUUAAACCUAAACAGCUUGCAAGCACGUACGUGCUUCCGCUGGGUAAUUAAGAAAAGACCUGUUCGUCGACCUUUUCUUUAUACCGUACCCUUGCAAACAAAGCCAGACCACUGGGAAACAUCUUCCGGGGAAAAACUCCCGACCGUCUAUGGGUUAAUCUGAGCGGUGUUGUAGGGAGUAUGGCAAGUCACAGGCAUGCUACCAUACUUGUGGUUUGGAGCGAGUCAUUCUGGUUGUGUUUUGUGUUAUAGUGUGGUGAAAAAUAUUGCACAGGUCAUUAAAUGGACACGUAACUAGUCUCUCAAAACAGUUAUUUUGAGUAAAUGCUGUGCAAGUCAUCAGUGGACUUUUGUAAGUCUAAUAAUUUCUUUAAAAAGAAAAGGAAAGGUAGUGUUUCUUCCAUGAUUCUAAGGUUGUUCUUUUUGUGUCUUUUUGCUUCUUUGUUUGUUCGUCUGCGUACUUGACGUUGGGGAAAGUCUCGGAGCGCUUGUUGAAUUUUAAUUUGAAAUAAACGAGUUCAACGUUUC
Molecule: messenger RNA, 2687 nt
Organism: Ixodes scapularis (black-legged tick)
Lineage: Eukaryota; Metazoa; Arthropoda; Arachnida; Ixodida; Ixodidae
Exons: 10
Coding region: 28-1158 (376 amino acids)
Source: RefSeq, a predicted model, not a curated record